AUGCUCCGUCUCCAUGGACUCUGUGCUGCGGGGAUGUUAUCAGGGAAAGAUGGAGCACCGCGUGGUUCCCCUGUACGAGGCUUUGCUCCCCCCCCCCCCCGCCGCUUAGCUGCUGUUACCUCGGUGCCCUCUCAACCAGUAGGAAGUUCUACUGCGUCGGAGAGCCAGCCUGGUCCCCACACUGUUAUCGGGAUUACUGUCAGCGUUCGUCGGGUUGCAGAAAAAAGGAAUGAUGUGCAGCCGAUGAGUGGGCCAGCGCCUGAGGGUAGUUCAGGACCUAUUGGUCGGCGUGUGAUGCAGCGCUGCGGCCUUAUGCGCCAGCUGUCUUUUGUGCCGUCUCAUUCAGGGGAUGUGUUAGUGAUACCCGAUGAUGACGUUUAA
This is a messenger RNA of Lactuca virosa, 381 nucleotides long. The record is from the annotation of a GenBank genome assembly. Lineage: Eukaryota; Viridiplantae; Streptophyta; Magnoliopsida; Asterales; Asteraceae.